AUGUUCUUCUUCUUUACCUGCGGAACGCACACCUUCACAUCCGCCCUCAAAGGCGCCGAACACAUCACACUCCAAUGCCAAAACUGCGGCAACCAAACCGGCAAAGUAAUGAAGCGCUGGGAAUGGUUCACAUUCUGCUUCAUCCCCGUUAUCCCGUUUAGCUUCAAGCCGUACAAGGAAGUCGGGUGCCACGUCUGUCACUUCUGGCAGGAUAUUGCGUAUCGCCGCGAACCCGAGUUGCAGCAGUUUGGCGGUGGGACAAAGGUGCAGGGCGGCGCUAUGCCAAUGAAUGCGUAUGGUGGACAUGGCGGACCUCCUGGUGGUGGGCCGCCGGGCUAUGGGCCGCCGCCGCAGGGAGUGCCGCAGUAUAAGUAG
Messenger RNA from Alternaria novae-zelandiae, 375 nucleotides. RefSeq lists its product as uncharacterized. Bases 1 to 375 code for a protein of 124 amino acids. The transcript has 2 exons. NCBI's taxonomy places the organism in Eukaryota, Fungi, Ascomycota, Dothideomycetes, Pleosporales, Pleosporaceae. The record is from RefSeq and is a predicted model, not a curated record.